This is a messenger RNA of Ipomoea triloba (trilobed morning glory), 1493 nucleotides long. RefSeq names its product TLC domain-containing protein 4-B-like. The record is from RefSeq and is a predicted model, not a curated record. Gene Ontology annotation, biological process: lipid homeostasis. Gene Ontology annotation, cellular component: endoplasmic reticulum; membrane. Bases 253 to 1053 code for a protein of 266 amino acids. NCBI's taxonomy places the organism in Eukaryota, Viridiplantae, Streptophyta, Magnoliopsida, Solanales, Convolvulaceae. The transcript has 9 exons.
AAGUUAUUCGGAUUCCCUGUUGGCUUCCCUUCUCGACUUUUCUUGCCCAUAGGAACACAAUCCAACGUACACAAUCGAAAACGCAAGCCACUCCUCUCUCUCUCUCUCUCUCUCUCCCUCGCAAACAAAAGAAAAACUUCCAUCAUCCUCGAUAUUAUAAGGAUUGAAGUACUUAGGAUACUUUACACAAGACUGAGGAAGUGUUCGUGAAGAAGUAUUUACUAUAGUGUGCUGCCUUCUGAAGGAAAUUAUAUGGCGAUCAUCUCUUACCACACUCAAGCUGAGCUGCUUCUUAAGAACUAUAUGCUUUCGGAUUCACUCGUAGUGUAUAGUUCUGUUAUAUGUGGCAUUUUUGCAUGCAAAAUGGUCUAUAGUCUUAGCCAAAUGAUUACAGUUGCUUGUUUUAAGGGAUACCCCAACCUCUCAAAAGCCCAGCAAGUUGAGUGGAAUAACCGUUCAAUAUCUACAGUUCACGCCAUCUUUAUUACAGCAAUGGCACUUCACAUUGCAUUCUGGUCAGACUUAUUUUCUGAUCAUCUUUCCGGCCUUAUCACUUUCCGAAGUUCAACUUUGUCAACAUGUGUACUAGGAGUUUCUGUGGGCUACUUCAUUGCUGAUCUUGGGAUGAUGAUUUGGUUUUAUCCUACUUUAGGUGGAAUGGAGUAUGUUGUUCAUCACCUUCUUUCCAUGAUAGCUAUAACGUAUGCUAUGUUGACCGGUGAAGGGCAGCUUUAUACCUUCAUGGUUUUGGUUUCUGAGGCAACCACUCCCAGCGUCAAUUUGAGAUGGUACCUUGAUGUUGCUGGAAUGAAGAAAACCAAAGCGUAUGUUAUCAAUGGAGUAGUCAUGUUUUCAGCUUGGAUGGUUGCCAGAAUAUUGUUGUUUAUAUACAUGUUUUACCAUGUCUACAUACACUAUAACCAGGUGAAGGAGAUGCAUAGGAGCGCGGUCUUCUUGGUUUUGGUCGUGCCAUUGGUCCUAGCCAUCCUGAACCUGAUGUGGUUUGGGAAGAUUGUCAUGGGACUAAAGAAGACACUUGCAAAGAGGGACUAAGGGUCCUAUGAGCAACACAAAUCAGGUUACCUGUGCUGACAAAGAGGCACCAGCGCCCAGCGGUCCUAUUAGCAGUGCAGAUCAUAGUAUGUACGUUUUCGAGCAGGCACUAGAGGUCCUAUGACGCAUGCCGUUUCACCAUGUAUAUGGACACACAACCACCACAACUGCAGUGUACAUUUUACAACCCAUUUCUCUGUGAUGAAGAAUAGGCUGCCAGCCAAAUUUGUGUUGGAUAUACAGAUACAUGUUAUUAUAUAUAAUCUAAAUUCCGUGUAUAUAUCACAAACAAAUGACCACCUCACCUUUUUACUGUCAGUGAUUCUUUUGUUAGGUAUAGUUUUAUGUUGAUGACAUUGGUACCUGACAUAGGUGAUGAUCUCAAAUGUUGAUAUAUGUAGGCAAUGACAUCAUGGAUUUAACUGAGUAAAGUAAGCCAA